AUGUCUUUACAACUGAUUCAGUUUGCUAUGAAGGAAAUCCUAGUAGUUUAUCUCGAUACAUCAUUAAAUGUUAAUACCUAUAACUAUGUUUUAAAUGAUGGACUUCAAUGUGAUGAAGAGCACCUGGACAGAAGUGUUGCGAAACUCAUCGAUGGUAAGGCCUUUGCUAAAAAAGUGAGAGCUGAGGUGAAAGCAGAAGUUACUGAGUGGGUGAAUCAGGGGAAUCGUCCACCUCAUUUAAGUGUUGUCCUCGUAGGAGAUGAUCCAGCCAGUGCUUCCUAUGUUAGAAGUAAAACUAGAGCAGCAAGACAAGCAGGUAUAAGUGCAGAGACCAUAAGACUCCCAUCAACAAUAAGUCAACAUGAACUACUAGAUUUAAUUCAUUCACUGAAUGACAGUGUGAGUGUAGAUGGUAUCUUAGUACAAUUACCAGUUCCUAAACACAUAGAUGAAAGAACAAUAUGUGAUUCUGUACGACCAGAGAAAGAUGUGGAUGGAUUCCAUGUUAUGAAUGUUGGAAGACUAUGUUUAGAUCAAAAGACUUUAUUGCCAGCGACUCCAUUUGGCAUUAUGGAACUAAUAAAACGAGCAGGCAUAGACACAUUAGGCAAGAAUGCUGUUGUAUGUGGACGAUCAAAAAAUGUUGGAUUGCCCAUAGCAAUGCUUUUACAUACUGAUGGAGAUCAUAACUCAGGAAUUGGUGCUGACAGCACUGUGACUAUAUGUCAUCGGUACACACCCCCGGAUCAGCUAAAAGUAUUUACAAAGACAGCAGAUAUUAUAAUAGUAGCUGUAGGUAUACCUGGUCUAAUAAGAGCAGAUAUGGUGAAAGAAGGUGCUGUUGUAAUUGAUGUUGGAAUAAAUAGGAUACAAGAUGAAGAAACUGGCACCUACAAACUUGUAGGAGAUGUGGAUUUUAAAGGCGUAUCUGAAAAAGCCAGUCACAUAACUCCUGUACCUGGUGGUGUUGGACCAAUGACAGUUGCUAUGCUAAUGAAGAAUACACUAACAGCUGCUAGAGGAGAUAUCAAGUUCUCUUAA
Messenger RNA from Saccoglossus kowalevskii, 1041 nucleotides. Its product is annotated as bifunctional methylenetetrahydrofolate dehydrogenase/cyclohydrolase, mitochondrial-like. Gene Ontology annotation, biological process: tetrahydrofolate interconversion. Gene Ontology annotation, molecular function: methylenetetrahydrofolate dehydrogenase (NAD+) activity; methylenetetrahydrofolate dehydrogenase (NADP+) activity; methenyltetrahydrofolate cyclohydrolase activity. Gene Ontology annotation, cellular component: mitochondrion. The record is from RefSeq and is a predicted model, not a curated record. Lineage: Eukaryota; Metazoa; Hemichordata; Enteropneusta; Harrimaniidae.